UCCUUGACGACUGGUGUAAGCAAUAUGGCUGCCGGAUAGAUAUUUUUAAUGAAAUAUUUUACUCUAAUUGCCGAUUCAUUAAGUUAAAGGUAGAAAAUGUCAGCUGUCAGACGUGCCCCUGUCCCACCACCAAAUCCACCAGCUCUAAAAGGAGAAAAUGCAAUUGACAAGUUGCCUGAGCUUAGAAGCAGUGACCUGGCCCUAGAUAAGACCAAGCCUCUCCCCACAUCACUGCAGAGUGACUUCCUGCCAGAGGAUGUCCUUUUUGCCCUCACCCAACCUCCAAGCUCCCGCGACACGCUUGGUCCCCUCUCCAAGUACAGGAGUCUCAACACAUCAUCGUCGAAAGCCCGCCCUCCACCUGCCAAUGUUUGGAACAGUCAGAGGCGGGAGAAGUUUAAACAUUUGACAGAAAACACAACCUGUACAUGUGGCUCUGGCAAGGAUAUCUCCUUUUUGUACGAUGUCCCUAAGCCAGACAAGAAGGCAGAAAGGCCGGACAACAUCGACAAGAGCGUUGUCAGGAAAGAUGCUUCUGAGUCUAGGCCUAAGGUUCUUCAGUUGCCAGACACAUUGAUCCCAGAAGAGUAUCAUGUCGUGAAGAACAAAGGAGUGCUGGGCAUAGAACACCAUGAAGAUAAAUACAGCACACAAGUGGACGAUCAUGUGAAGCAUUUAGUCAUAUUUCCAUCCAUGAAGCCAUCCAGCAGAUAUGAGGUCGUGCAGUUGAAGGCCACAAUGGAGGAAAUGUUGGAGCGGGCCGGUGUCAAUGACGUGGAAAUUGAGAUCAAGGGACCCACACAGAUGCACAACCUGCUUGAGCUUAUCAAGAAGGAGCAGAAUAUCUACAACAUCGUGUUUCACGAGCUCAUCAGGCAGGCCUCCAUCGAGUGUGUAGAGAGGGGCGAACUGCUGGCUGACUUGAGGGGAAAAUACAGCAACCUGCUUAACAAAGUGCCGCAGCAGAUUAAGAGCUUGCAUGAGGAGGUGAUGGCCCAAAGAGCCCUGGACAGACGGCUCACAGAGGAACUCAUGCGGUUCAAGUCCACCAUCUCAGUCCUUACAAGUGAGCUGUCUGAGGUGAAAGAACAUGACAAGAAGGUCACCAUUGAGGCUCAGCAGGCUCAGGAAGAUUUAAAGAAGGCAUUGAGUGAUGCAGAAAAAAGUUCCAGUCUGCUGGAGGAAUAUCAUGACCUGUACGAGCUUCAGAGACGUCGCCUCGAAAUCCUGGUCAACAAUCUCACCAAUGAACGGGAAAUCUGGAGUACUGCUGCUUACUGCCUUGCCAUGAAGGUGACUGAGGAGGCCCAGCUGACCACGGCCAAGCGUCUCCAUGUCAGUGAGAAAGCAUGGGCAAAGCUGGCCAACCACUUCACCAUCCUGCUCAGUGAUAAAGAUACAGACCUCAUCACUAAAGUCCAGACCCAUGUAGAACGCUGGCGGGACAUGGUCGAGGAGUUCAGCAUCACCCUCCGACAUCGCGAGGAGGAGAUGAGAAAACAGUUACGCGUGCUGGCUCCGGGAAUUGAAUGGUGGCUGAAGGAACUCAGGAAAUGCUUCACCAAGGAUGGACAGUUUGUGCGCGCUCCUGAUGAGAAGGAACAGCGUGGCCUACUGGAGGAAAUGAGAAAGUGGGAAGAGCUCCUUAGUCAUGAGACUGAAAAGUUUGGUGGAGACAUGCUAUUGUCUGGCCAGGAACAACUACAUGCCGUCAAGAUGGAGAUGGAGGGGUGGACCGACAACGCCCUCCAGAUGUUUGGUCGUCACCGUUCAGUUGAGGGGGAAGCCCACCCGGACCAGAGGAACAUGAUGAACCUUAACGAUGAGGUGGACAAGCUACUGCAUCAGUUCAAUACAAGAAUCACUGGGGAAAAUGGUGUUGCGACAAACGUGAUCCACCUGAUGAACGGUAUGGAGACCUGGGACAUGAAGAUAACGUCGUGCCUCAACGGGACAUUGCCCAUACACGACACAGAGUGGGCAGGGCUGCUUCUCACCAUGGAGGAGUGGCUGGCUGCCAUCGAGGAGGCUGUCGAGUAUGUUGGGGCAACACAGAGGGAGGACGAACGCAUGGAAAACAGACCACACACCAGGUCACGGAAUCACGGCUGGCCCCUAGGGGUUGAGGUGAACGAGUGUGUGCGCCGCGUCCAGAAGUGGGUCACCACGGCAACCAACGCCAUUGACAGCGAGGAUGCUAAACUUGUGGAACAGGUGUCAGGCCUUCACUCCGAGAUGAUACAGUGGAUGGUUCAAGUGCUGCUACGUCUGGCCCCGGACCGAGAAGGAAAUUCCAAGGAAGCGGGAGAAAUAGCUCUCCUGGCCAGCAAGACUCUGAAUGAGCUACACGAGGGGGCCAAACGCUUGUUUGAACAGCUGCAGAUGUUCUCCCUAAAAGUAGUACAGUGUUGUAACGGCAUCGUGAUGGAGAACACUCAACAGCGACGAGACGAGAUGGAGGAGAAUGCAGACCAUGAGCUCAAGGACCUCAACAGACUCAAGCAAGAGUGCGAGGAUUGGACCAAGACCGCCAAGAUUCUGUGCGGGCACCUGAUGUGUGAGCCGGUAGAAAGCCUGUUCCCGCCAUCAAAGGUAGAGAAGGAUAGCAAAGAGAAGAAACAGGUUUCUCUGCUCAGUGAUGACUAUGUGGACCAGGAAAAACUGGCCAAGCCUGAGGAAGCAGAGGUUAAACAGGUACAGGCUGAGGCAACAGGAGAGGAAGCUCAGAAGCCCACGGAAGGUGAGGGUGAAGCCCAGGAGGUGGAGGAAGGAAAGCCCGAAGAGGAAAAACAGCCAGAGAAGAAACCAGAGUCUGGCAAGAGCACACAGACGCUUGAACAGAAGCCAGACAAGCUGGAGGUGAUAGGUGGUGAUGACAAUACCCAUGAACACGACCUUGAACAGCGGGCUUCACAGCCCUUCCUUGCUGACGGUGGCAUGCCAGGGGCGGGGCUAGUCGCUGCAGGGGGACCCAACACUGCCAAAGCUUUCGAAGCUCUUGCUGCUGUGGAUGCUCUACAGAAACGUCUCUUGGAGACGGAGGAGCGAGCCCAGACUGCUGAGGAGAAAGCUGAUAACUCCGAGGCUGAGCUCAAUGUUUGCCUAGAGAAAAUAAGGGAAAUGGCCAAGAAGAUCGCUGAGCUGGAGAAGACAGAGACUGCCAAGGAUGGUGAGAAAUCAGAGAAAGAUGGGAAACCAAUCACUCCUAAGACGCCCAAAACACCGACCCGUCCUGCUUCCAAGGAGGGCUCUGAUGUGAAGGAAGAUAAGAAGCGACCCGAGUCUCAGACGUCCAAGAGUUCUAAGGGGUCUAAAGGAGGAAAGAAGAAAUAAAGAAUGAUUAACAUCUACUAUUUUAAAUGUGUGAAAUAAUGUCACUGUGAUGUUGAUAUUAAUGAUAAUGCGAACAACAUUAUUGAGUAUGUUUUUGAAGAAUGUCAUUGGGGACUUGCAGUCAGUCUUACACAUUGAAAAAGACAACUUGACACAAUUAGUUUUAUUUAAGACUUUAAGUUACCUUAUGCACUUCUCUAAAGUUUGAAGCUCUGCCAGCUUUGUACUGAUUUCUACUUGAACAGUUCAUUUUAAGGUAACACUCAUUACAGUAAUGUAGUACUGGACUUUGAUAUUUGCUAGUGAACAUUCACAUUACGUGUGUAGGUAAAUCACUGUUUGUUUCAUUCGCUUGCCUUUAGUACUGUCACAUUGUACUAUUGUUUUUAUUUUGUUUUUAACAAUAUGAGUACAUUCAAAAUUUUAUUUCUAAAGGUUGGCUUAAUAUAGAUUUAUCAUGAAUGAAAGCGGAUGACUUAUUAGAAAGCUGUAAUUUCAGGGUAGUUUUCGUUCCUAUGUAAGAUGAAGUAAAUUUAUAUAUCGAAAUUGCAUACAACACAUAUUUGUGUAACAGUUAAGGAAUACUAUGUUAUAGUUUAUUGCUGUAAGUUAUCAUUAUAUCUUUAUGUGUGUUUUAACCUAUUAUCUAUAUGUGUGAGCAGUAUUUAUACAAGUAAACAGAGUACUUAAUAACUGAGCAUAAUUUAAGGUAUAACAUGUAUACUAUAAUAACAUAUUUAUAUGGUUUUAUUUGUUUCUUAUCGUUUUACUGUUUUAAACAAUUUUAUAUCUAUAGCAGUUUACCUGUUGAACUGCUGAUCAGAAAAUAUGCUGUAUGAAAUCUGUGAUACAUUUAUUGCACUGUUUAUGAUCCCAAUAAAUAAUGAAUCCAAAAAUA
Molecule: messenger RNA, 4231 nt
Organism: Mya arenaria
Lineage: Eukaryota; Metazoa; Mollusca; Bivalvia; Myida; Myidae
Product: axonemal dynein light chain domain-containing protein 1-like
Exons: 26
Coding region: 97-3333 (1078 amino acids)
Source: RefSeq, a predicted model, not a curated record